This is a messenger RNA of Fusarium redolens, 942 nucleotides long. RefSeq lists its product as uncharacterized. NCBI's taxonomy places the organism in Eukaryota, Fungi, Ascomycota, Sordariomycetes, Hypocreales, Nectriaceae. The transcript has a single exon. Bases 1 to 942 code for a protein of 313 amino acids. The record is from RefSeq and is a predicted model, not a curated record.
AUGGACAAGGAGGAUCUUCGUAAGACGCUGAGCGCUACUCAGACCAAAUUCGAACUCCGCUACCGUUUACGCACACACCCUUCGCUCACCCUCGACAUCCCUCCGUUUCAGACGAGCGGCGUUGACUGCUUAAUUAAUCUCAUCCGACACACCAACGCCAUCUUGGACAAGCGCAGCUCGACGCAAAGAGAAGAGCAGAACCCCCUGUUGGCUUAUGCCUGGCAGGCAUUCUUCCCACAUGAAGUUGAUGAAGAGUCGACAAACCAUCGCAUUGCCGCCAAGAAAGCUGUGCUCGAGCACCUCAAGGAUCGCAUAUCCGAAGCCCUCACAUUCAAGGACUGCUGCAACAGCGGUCUCAUAAAUAAGACCCUAUGGUCGUCAGAUGAAUGGUUGCUAUACGAAUGCAAUCGUUCAGGUACUUCUCCAGUUGAAGCCAGACGACGGGGCGGUGUUGCCAGUCUCAUCGAAUAUGAUUGCCGUCUAAGUCCUCAUCUGACACUUCAAGAUGCGGUCGAUCGCUAUUGUACCUUGCAACAAAAGCAAAUCCGUUUGAUCCUCAGACAACCCAAGUUCGUUCGCAUUCUUUACUGUUCGCACGCGGAUUGCCCCAGACCUUUCAGCAAUCUGUUGACCCUCAGCCUGCCUUUACCCGAUGGAGUAACAACCAUCGAUGACCAAGUCACCAUGGUCUUCUCUUUGAUCUCUAUUGUCCGAAUGAGAGAUAAGAUUCAAGAGAGGGACUACAUGCGACCCUAUGAUGAUGGUGGAGUUCCACUCAGCCAGAUUGAAACUACAACACAAACCCCGCCGACGCGUUCUGUAUCUCAAGAGGGAGGCCAUUCCUACCUGCUGGUUUUUGUUGAGGGUCCGGGGGGCGAGGACAAGUUCAACGAGUUUCUAUCCAUCCUACCUGACACCAGCCAAGUCAAGACUGAAUGCUGA